Ramularia collo-cygni is the source of this 1617-nucleotide messenger RNA. RefSeq names its product related to feruloyl esterase B precursor. The transcript is spliced from 4 exons. The coding region runs from base 1 to 1617 and encodes 538 amino acids. The record is from RefSeq and is a predicted model, not a curated record. NCBI's taxonomy places the organism in Eukaryota, Fungi, Ascomycota, Dothideomycetes, Mycosphaerellales, Mycosphaerellaceae.
AUGCUGUGUCGUAUCUCACGGGCUUACAGCCUGCUUGUCGCCUGGGCUCUCCUGAUCAACAUAUCAACCGGAUCGACUGUUCGCCAUCAGAGUUUCAGGUCACGAUGCCUUUCCUUCGCUCCCGAGACUCACAUUCAGCAUUCCCGACGUACGAUUCUGGAGUAUGUUACCGCUGGCACGAACCUGACCCUUGACGAUAACGAUUCGUCUUGCAAACGCCCAAGCCAAGUAGUGGCUACGGAUAUCUGCCGGGUGGCACUCUCUGUUGCGACUACCCAUCGGUCGAGUAUCACUUUCGAGCUUUGGCUUCCUGAUCAGUGGAGCGGACGUUUUCUUGCAACUGGGAAUGGCGGUGUAGAUGGAUGUAUCAAGUAUGAAGAUCUUGCAUACGGUAGCAGCAAUGGCUUUGUAACCGCAGGUGCGAAUAAUGGCCACAAUGGCACGACCCUUGUUACUGCGCUCGAAAACGAGGAUGUCCUCGUUGACUUUUCCUAUCGAUCUCUACACACAACUGCAGAGGUUGGCAAAGAGUUGGCGAAGCAGUUUUACGGGCAAUGCCACUCAACGUCUUACUAUCUAGGCUGCUCCUUGGGCGGUCGCCAAGCAAUUGGCGCAGCAGACAGAUUCCCGGAUGACUUCGACGGGAUAUUUGCAGGCGCGCCCGCAGUUGACUUCAACAAUUUGUAUUCCUGGAGAGCGAGCUUCCCACUCGUCACUAACAAGUCCGACUCGGAUCCUGUGAUGGCAGAGACCUGGAAGGCCCUGGUCCACGACAGUGUCCUUAGUCAAUGCGAUGGACUUGAUGGCGUUAUGGAUGGCAUUAUCGAGGAUCCGACUCUGUGCAACUUCGAUCCUUCCCUGCUGCUAUGCUCCGAUUCGCAAGACACGGGGUGCUUGUCGCCUGCUCAAGUCAACACAGUCAAAGGGGUGUACAGCCCAUACACCUAUCCGAAUGGCACGCUCAUCUACCCGGCCUUACAACCCGGCAUGGAGAUCGCUGCAUCAGCAGGUUUACUAUCCGGUCAGCCAUUCGCGUAUUCUGUGGACUGGUUCAAAUAUGUCAUUUACCAGAACGCCAGCUGGGACCCAUACACUUAUAGCACGAAAGACGCUGCAGUAGCCAGUUUGAAGAACCCAGCCGACAUCCAAACUUGGCCCCAGGAUCUGGCUGCUUUCCGCAAUCGCGGUGGGAAGCUGAUCAUGACGCAUGGCCAGCAGGACCAUCAGAUCAGUAGCUAUCAGUCUCCACGACUCUACGAACGCUUGCGAGAAGGUAGCGGGUCUAGCUAUCGGGAGAUGGACAAUUGGCUUCGCUUCUUCCGCAUCUCGGGCAUGAAUCACUGUAGUGCUGGGCCAGGUGCGUGGGUUAUGGGACAAGGUGGCGGAGCAAGUGCCACGGGGAUUGGUUUCGAUCCUGAAUCGAAUAUCCUGGCAGCUCUUGUGCAGUGGGUAGAGGGUGAUGAGGCUCCUGAAACGAUUCUGGGUACGAAGUUCGAGAACGACACUGUUUCAAUGGGUCGGAAAUUUCAAAGGAGACAUUGCAGGUGGCCCUUCAGGAACGAGUAUGUUGGUGGGGACGCUUCGGAUCCUGCGAGUUGGAAUUGCAGGCAACCAUGA